CAGAGCCCGGGGAAGCUGCUGCGGGGGCGAUGGCCGCGCCGAGCCCGGGGCCCCACGAGGUCCUGACCCCCUCCCCAGAGGCUGGACACAGAGCUGCCACCUCGAGCUCUGGCCGCCGUGGCCUCCUCUGGCGCCUACGAGACAAGCAGACUCGCUUAGGCCUGUUUGAGAUUGGCCCAGGGCAUGAGCUGCACCAGCUGACGUGUAUGAUGCAGGCAGGGCUGUGGGCUGCCACUCAAGUGUCCAUGGACCACCCGCCCACGGGACUGCCCACAGAGGAGGAUUUCUCCGAGGUCCUGACCCAGGUUCACGAGGACUUCGAGCUGGGCACCCUGGCUGGCCCCGCCUUCGCCCGACUGCGGCGCUCCCUAGGGCUGGCAGAGGAGGACUAUCAGGCUGCGCUGGGUCCCGGCGGCCCCUACCUGCAGUUCCUCAGCACCUCCAAGAGCAAGGCCAGCUUCUUCCUGUCCCACGACCAGCGCUUCUUCCUGAAGACCCUGCGGCGCCGGGAGGUGCAGGCGCUGCUCGCCCACCUGCCCCGCUACGUGCAGCACCUGCAGCGGCACCCACACUCGCUGCUUGCGCGGUUGCUGGGAGUGCACAGUCUGCGGGUGGCCCGGGGAAAGAAGAAAUACUUCAUCAUCAUGCAGAGCGUCUUCUAUCCCACCGGCCGCAUCUCCGAGAGGUAUGACAUCAAGGGCUGCGAGGUGAGCCGCUGGGUGGAGCCCGCCCCUGAGGGCAGCCCCCUUGUCCUGGUGCUGAAAGACCUCAAUUUUCAGGGCAAGAUCAUCAACCUGGGGCCCCAGCGGAGCUGGCUCCUCCACCAGAUGGAACUGGACACCGCCUUCCUCCGGGAGCUCAACGUGCUGGAUUACAGCCUCCUGAUGGCCUUUCAGCGUCUCCAUGAGGAUGAGCAGGGCCCAGGCAAUAGCCUCAUCUUCCGCACAGCCAGGUCUAUGAGAGGGGUACAGAGCCUGGAGGAGCCGGAAGCCCAGAACCGCCGGCUGCUGCCCGACACCCCCAACGCCCUACACAUCCUGGACGGGCCAGAGCAACGCUAUUUCCUGGGCCUUGUGGACCUCACCACAGUCUACGGGCUCCGCAAGCGGCUGGAGCACCUGUGGAAGACGCUGCGCUACCCAGGCCGGACCUUCUCCACCGUCAGCCCAACUCGCUACGCCCGUCGCCUCUGCCAGUGGGUGGAGGCGCACACCGAGUGACCGGCGCCCAGCCGCGCUCUCCCCACCUGGACAAUGGUCGCCCGCUGGGGACGCGGGUUCCAGCUUGGCCCGGGCAGCGGGUCGGGCUCUCCUCGCCUGUUGUUCCUCCUAUUGGCCUCCAGAGGGCAGCAUCCCCUAAUUAAUAUUAUGAACUCAUUUUGCUGGGGAUGCUGUGCCUGGCAUUGUAUCAGGGACUCCCUUA
Molecule: messenger RNA, 1422 nt
Organism: Lagenorhynchus albirostris (white-beaked dolphin)
Lineage: Eukaryota; Metazoa; Chordata; Mammalia; Artiodactyla; Delphinidae
Gene: PIP5KL1
Product: phosphatidylinositol-4-phosphate 5-kinase like 1
Exons: 10
Coding region: 30-1220 (396 amino acids)
Biological process (GO): phosphatidylinositol metabolic process
Molecular function (GO): phosphatidylinositol kinase activity
Source: RefSeq, a predicted model, not a curated record